Molecule: messenger RNA, 7097 nt
Organism: Xenopus laevis (African clawed frog)
Lineage: Eukaryota; Metazoa; Chordata; Amphibia; Anura; Pipidae
Gene: c3h15orf39.S
Exons: 3
Coding region: 2429-6856 (1475 amino acids)
Source: RefSeq, a predicted model, not a curated record
ACACAGUGAGUGGCCAUGUGGCCACCUUUCUACUGUUCUCCCUCAUAAGGGCUUUUGGCCGAAUUGAACUGCAGGAAGUGAAGAAUUCCUGCGCUGAUGCACCAGGCGAUGUGCUGUAUCAGCAGAUGAAAUUUUGCCCAGCUGCCAAACAGGCUGACAUCCAUAUUACAUCAUUAUAUAUCAUUACAUAUUGUAUCAGUUGGAAUUAUCUGGCCAGCAAUCUAUGCGAAACGUUGUUUUAUCAAUGUUUAUGGACAAUUUCAGAUACAUUUGGUGAAGAAACAAAAUACAGCUUCAUUACUAUAAUUUAUUCACCAACUUUUUCUGCAGCGCUUUACAGAGUUAAUACAACAGUACAAAAAUAGUUUGAUAACCCAUAACACUGCUGCAUACUACUAAAGCUAAUAACAAACUCUAUUAUUAUCUAUUACUAUAGUUAUUUUUAUGUACAAAUUAGAAAUGGUGUCUGACUAUUUUUGUAGGUAAUCUUUUUCAACCACAUGUGGGCACAGUUAGACAAUAACACAGUAUGACUUUAGCCUACCAAAGUUUCCAAACUAUGUGGUCCAUGUCUGCAGGGAGGUAUAAGUCCAUAGUUUGCAGGUCACAUUAAAUAUGGUGUCACAGAAAAGUCAGUCUCAGCUAGGAAGCUUCACAGUUGUAAGUUUUACAUCGUGCUGGACAGUCCCCCUUGUUAUAUUUAUCCACCAGGAAGUGGUCUAAGUGCUAAGGAUAGAAAGACUGCAGAGAGAUCAGAGUGUGACAAUACUCUGUUUUCAAAAGUUGCAUUCUAACAAUGUUUUUGGAACUGUAGAAGGUGAACCAAGUAGCCAAACACUCUAUAUUGCAAAACAUUUGAGCCGCUGUGUAGUUUACUAUGGAAUGCGUCAGUAUCAUGGCAGGGUUGGACUGUCCGGUGUGCCAAAAGAGGGUCUGCUACCCUAGGUAUGUGAGUGGCAGGUGGUGAGGUUUGGCAUUGACUGGUAAUGAGUGGUGGGGGAGUAGUGCGGGGUAGCCCAAAACUAAGGUCUUCUGAUAGGACCAAGUUACACCAGUCUGACACUGGCCAUUGGUCAGAUAUAGGUUGGCUUGUGCAAAGCAUGAAACCAAUCUGGUUUGCAACAAUAUGCUGCUACUGAGUGGUUGACUGAUACUAGGGAAUCAAUGAUCUGCUUGUUCAGAUGGGAGGCAUGGAAUGUUUCAGUAAAGGAAUGGCAGGUUGAAUGUCAGCACCCAUAUGUAUACAGUGUUGUAUUUGGUUGUACCCAGGGGAUCCUGAAAUCUGUAGAACGUGGGGGGCCAUUGUGACAGUGAGGGGUCGCUGAGGGGUCGGUCCUUGGAAAUAGGUGUCCUGCAGGCCUGGAACUGGCAAUCUGUGGGUUCUGGCAAGUGUCAGAAGGGCUGCUAUAAGGUGCCAUAAAAAGUCAGUAUUUAGUGGGCUGGUGGGGGCUGUUUGGGCCUCUGUGUACCUGUAAUGCCAGGGCCUAUUUUAAUUCUCAGUCCAGACCUGGUGUCCUGUUCCAUGUCCAGAUGACUGAUAUGAGGUAACAUGAUACAGGGCCCCAGCAUGUGGGCAACAGAUGUUUUUUCGUUUUUUUUUGCAUAAAACUGUUGAGAAGUUGAUCCCUGAGUGGUUUCAUUGCCUCACGUAGUUCAGUGCCCACGAGAAUAAAGAACUACAAAGAACAAAGCCACAAACGUUCAUAUGUAUGAGAUAACGUGGGCGCCCUGGUUCCAGGAGCUUUCCAUGUACAUAACGGCAGUGUAGCAGUCACCCCACUGGCUCUUCUUUAUCAUCUCUCAAACUGCAAACUCAGCCGAACCCACCGCCGAAACUUUGCCCUAGCCCCUCUCUUAUCUUCCGUAGCAGCACAUUGACCCACACACCCCCCUCUCUCGAGCUAAGGUACGACCCCUCCUGAUAAUCCCUUAAAUAGUGAGGAACCUCCUCCCGCUUAUACCCAAGCAGCUCCAGUCAUAGGUUAUAACGUAGCAUUUCCCUUGGUGUAGCCUCUUUACCCCUAGGCAGCAUCUCCUAUUAUUCUACACUCCGCUAACUCCUCCCUCCCAGUCUCUCCCCUCCACCAACUCCUCCCCUCACACACACACAACACACACACAACACACACGUUUUGUACUUCCUCCUCACUACUAGUGUGUGCUCGCUCAUUCCUCAAGCCUGUCUGACAUGUCACUCGCUGCCCACUAACGUGCCCAGCCCUGCCUCUGGCACAAUGACGAGCCUUAACGCUUUGUGGGAAACUCGGAGUGCACUUUGCAGAGCUCCUAUCUACCCCAGCAACUUUGGCUUCAGUCCUACAGAGCGAGUGCAGGGUGCCCAGUAGCAUCUCAGCAAUAGCAGCACAUUAACCCAUGGGAAGUGAUUUUACUUGGACAGUUUCUAUGUUUCUACUUGUCGGCAUUCAUAAUGUCAAGAAAUCUUCAACAAGGCUUCUUAAAUCAUACCAGGCACAACAAGGUGGAGAUGCGGCAUCAGAGUAAUCCAUCAUCUUGUCCACAGAAAGAAUCUGCUGAAGAAUGUUUUACUUACAAAUCUUACACAAAUUACCUGCCUGCUCCCAGUGCUCAUAAUUCAGCAAACCCAUGGAGAUCUGCCACAGCGUAUUUGCAAUAUGCAGGCAGUGCACUAAACCAGCACUUAAGGACUGAUAGAGGGAUAUGUUAUAGAAAUGAAGUUGAAGGGACUGAUAAGAUUUUGAGGACUGGCUCACUGGCUACACAAAAUAAUUUCCAGGUCCAACAGCAUAAUCCUGAUUUGAGGUACCCAUUAUCUCCCCAAGGUUACCCUACCUUUGCAAUGCCAAGACCUAUGUAUAGGAGUCCUAUUAGUUACUUGGAAGGAGCACAUGAUACACUAGCUCUCCCUUUUGGCUUCCAAUCUGGCUUUCAGCAGAUACCUUCACCAGCUGCAGAACGGAACCCUUGUUUUGCAUACAUAUCCUCUCCUGUUCACCUAUGUAAUGCAAAGAGUAAAACACUUUAUUCGUGUCCCUUAGAGAUGGGAAGUAACUCCCACUGUUUUCCCCAGGAAUUGCAAGGCCAGAAUCAACAAUAUAAACAAAGGGGUUAUGCAAAUUCAGCUUUACAGAUGCCAUGUUCUCAGGGAGAGAUUCUUAAAGACUGCUAUCCUUCCUUUAAUCAAAAUGUCCAGAUGAUCUAUAAUAAAGCUAAUAUCUCUGGAGAAUUGCAGAGGAACCCGGAGUUCAUACCUUUACACCAGCAUCAAACUUACAAAUCCAGUGCCUAUUAUUCUAAUAUGGGGGAAGUUUACUCAAUGAGUCAUCAUCUUAUAGGAGACAUUUAUUCUCCCAGACCCUCUCCAUUUGACUCCAGUAUUGAAACAGCUAGGCUGCCUCACGGUGUUAAAGAAAUUACUAUGUUCACUGAUAGGGGUGUAAGGUUGAGUAAGGAACAAAGAAAAAUGGAGCAGGGUGUAAAUGAGAGUUUCAAAGGAGAGCAACAGAAAAGUCAUAUACAAGCAGAGACAGAGCUCAGCAAGAAUUUGGACAGUGUGGAUAAGGAUCUUCAAAUUGGCAUGGGCAAAUCUCAAGAAGACAAAGUACAGAUUCUAGGCCCCAGAAAUUUGAAUAAAGGUAUAGAGCGAGUUGCAUCCUUAAAGGAUUCUUUAAUGCAGACCCCAAUUCAAAGUCCACACCGUUCUGUUUACUCUCAAAUACAAAAUUUGCAUCCUGUUUCUCCACAUGCCACUGAUGUUCAAGAGUCUGGCCAAGAGAAUUCUAUCUCCCAAGUACUUACAUCUGACAGCAGCUUUAAAACUCCUGCACUUUGUGAACAGUCUGCUAAAAAAUUGGUUCUGAGUCUAGAAGAAUGUCAACAAAAAUCUAACUUUACAGAGGGAACACAAAGGCAAGUUUUCCAAACCAGCUCUCUUGAGGUCACAAGCGAAAGUCAGACAACAGAAGAUCAAAAUUCUCAACAUCCGGAGACUGCUUCAAGUAGUCCCAACCCCAAGCUCCUCGUAGGUUCAAAAGUUGAUGAGAAUGACGGACGCAGUUCUCCUCCAAUGCCAGUGAUUAAUGACGUAUUUAGUUUAGCACCAUACCGGGAAUAUCUUGAGGGUACUGCACCCCACCCAUUCCCACAAAGAAAUACUACUAAAGACAGUCAUCUACCCUCUCCCCACACCUCCCAUCAGUUGAACAGACCUCAUCACUUUGUGAAAAUAACUCCAGCUACACCCACAUUAUUAGAUAGUGGUCACAAACCUCCAGUUGCAGAUUUGUGCCUACCUAAAAUAAAAUGUGAGAUUUCUGUUCAGGUCAGAGAUUGUGAAGAGACAUUUGUAUCACAUGCAGAAGAAAUUGUACUAGAUUUAAGUUUAAAAAAAUCAGUUGACUCAGAAAGCCCAUCUCAGGUCCCAAAAUCAGCAUACACUCACGUAAUGAGCUGCCCAUUUAAGAGAUCAGAUAGCAUUGUUUCAAAGAAGACAGCAGGGAGCAUGAUGGCUAGCAUGAACUGCUCCAUGCAAGCAACCGCAAGCAGCCCUUCCCCUAAGACCAGUGAGAGUUGUUUCUUGCAGGAAACCGGAAGGACCAGCUCUUCACAGGUUACAGUGGAGAGCACUCCUCUGAUGCCCAGCAUAAGCAGCUCCUCACAGACUUCAGCUAGACCUUUGUUAUAUAGCACGACUGGUUCCUCACAAAGUCCACAUGAGAUGUUCAGUAUAAAUUGCUCCUCACCGGUUGAAGCAGGAAAAACACCAUUUAUGAGAUGCUCCUCACAAGCCUCAUUGGGGUCUAACCCCAUUAUAUCCAGCAUGGUCUGCAGCUCACAGGUUGCAGGAAGUGCCCCCAUCAUUACCAGCACGAGCAACUCCUCAAAGGCAGCAAGUGAAAACACUGCUCAGUUGACCACCAUGAGUUGUUUCUCACAGACUUCAGCUGGGAGCGCUCAUUUGUUGUCCAGCAUGGGCAGUUUGUUGCCGGCAAUGGAGAGUAGUCCACAGAUGAUGUCCAGCAUGAGUAGAUCCUUAAAGGUUACUGCAGAAAGCAGCCCAUUUGUAAGCAGCCCGUCACAGGCAUCUGUGGAAUCUAAUCCCCUCAUGUCCAGCAUGAGUUGCAACUCAAAGGUAACAGGAAGCUCUUCCCUAAUAAAAAGUAUGGACAACUUCUUGCAGGCAACAACUAGACACACUACUGAAAUCCUAAGCUCCUCCUCACAUGGAACAGCAAAGUGCACCCCACUAAUAACCAGCAAAUGUUUCUCUUCGCAAGCCACAUCCACAAGUUCCCCAAUGUCAGACAGUCCCUGCUUCCCAAAGAACAAUCAAACCCUAAACAUUUGUUCACCCCGUAAUAUUGUCUUACCCAUUUCCAAGUGUUAUGAUUUUGCCAAAACUCUGGUCCCAAAAUACAUACUGACCAAGAAUAAUUCUCUCUGCUCUCCUUUGGCUUCUGUAGAACCUUCAGAAAAUUUAGAAGGGAGGAAAAGACAGCACAGUGAUAUUUCCCAGGGUUUGCCUAAUGUGUCGGAGAAUGAAACCAACAACUUUCACAGUUCUAAAUCAUUUAUGUUCAAGAAAUACAAAAUGAUGAAACUCCCAUCGACUCGAGGAGAGACACAAGGAGGAGCAUCUAAGCCAUCUGCACAUACUUUGCCUGUCCCAGUUCAUUCACCUCCUGAAGGUGCACAUUCCUUGCCACCCAGUGCUCCUGAGUCAUCUCGUACUCUUGGAGAAGCAAAUGUAUCAUUGGCUAGUGGUGGUGCACCCACUUUUAAAGAUUCUAGAAAACACUUUACUGAACUGCAUAAGAGUGUGUGUACAGCUAUCUUGAAUUCGGUUACAAGAUCUCCCUUGGGUCUUCUUCAGGAUUUGCUGGCCAAAAACUUGGAAACAGAAAAACCAAAGUCUCCAGCAAAGGUCAAAUCUAGUUCAAGGUCCUGCAACUCCUUAAAAAACUUCCAGAAUCAUAAUUUAUGGUUGGACAUUGAUGGUGUUCGUUUGGCACUACACAGAUUGCUGUGUCUGCUGGAGACAUUUAUGUUUACACGUAGAUGCCCCUAUCCCCAUGUCAUCAGGGCAGGUGCUAUCUUUAUUCCUAUAUAUCUAGUGAAGGAGAUUCUUUACCCAGACUUGCUGGGGACAUCAAUAUUUCGUGUCCUGCAAAGUCACAAAAUAGAACUUCGGCCCACUACUCUGUCUGAAGAAAAGGCCCUUCGGGAAACUGAACUAAAAGACUGCCCUUCUCGCAUGUUAAAAUUACUUGCUCUAAAACAAUUGCCUGAUGUUUACCCUGAUUUGGUACACCUUUACUGGAAAGACUGCAUAGAGAAGCAAAUUGAUAAGAAAUUGGCACACAAUCUCGGUCAAGAGGAAGUUGCCCACACAAACAACACCCUAGGAGCUAGUUUAUUAAAUAAAGGACACCUAGAAGUAGCCCCAGAACUGAAAAAAUCUUCUUCCUUGGUUUUAAAGUUACAGAGGGUUUGGAAACAAUCAGGUGCCCAAGUGUAUAAAGCCCAGAGAAGGCUCCCAUCUCAGGACAGCCAGAGAGACUCCUUAAGGAAGAAACAGCAAGUCAGUGGUAAAAAACGUGGAAGAAAACCAAGAAAGGUUUCUUACAGGAAGAAUAAAAGUCAGUGUGGAGGUGGCAGUAAAGUAUUUCCAGAUCUAGUUGGAAGACGUAUACUUCAUCUGUUUGAUGAUGGAGAUCGAGAAGCCUGGUUUUCAGGCAGGGUCCUAAGAGUGCACCGCCAAACACGAAGACUUCUCGAUACACAGUUUGAAGUUCUGUAUGAUGAGGAACCUGGCACCCGCUACUACUUAGAACUCCUUCAGGACUAUGAGAAAGGAUGGCUCCGGUUAGACAAUUAAAGUACUUUAUCCUGGACUCUCUUCAUGGCACAUUAAGAUGGACAAAUAGAUGUUUAGAAAUUGUAAUAUUAAAUCUAUUUAUUCAGAAGUUCUCCUAAAAAGUGUCAUGCUGCACUUUCAGUAUGCAUCUUUAGUUUUUUUGUUUUGCUUUAUAGAAGGUAUAUUGGUCCAAUGUACUUUGCUUGCAGGCAGGUAAUCCAAAUAAAAAAUAAAGUGCCUUAGGGUAAUGGCACAAAUCUCC